This is a messenger RNA of Symbiodinium sp. CCMP2592, 1977 nucleotides long. The record is from the annotation of a GenBank genome assembly. Lineage: Eukaryota; Dinophyceae; Suessiales; Symbiodiniaceae.
AUGUGGCCACACAGUGCUUUGCCCAGGCCAUUAAGAGCAUGCGAUGGUGAUGCGCCACGUGUCGCCAUUGGAGUGUACCACCUCUCCUUGCCCGUCUUAGUCAUCAUCGGUAUCCUUCUUCUCUCCUUCUUGGUGGUGCACGUGGCGGUGCCUGUGGGGCAGCGUUUCGGCUUCUCCUUCAACGAGUUCGGACGCAGCUUGAAGCAACUGCGGAAGGUCAUCGACCCCAUGCUGAAAGAGAUUUGGUGCAAACCUGUCGCUUCCAUGACCGAAGCUCCGAGCACAUUGGCAUUGGGUACUCCUGACGCCUUCUCCUGGGCGGACUUGGAGCGCUUGGGCAUUUUGGGGAACCUCACCACGGCGCAGCUGCAGCAAGCAGCCGAGAACCCCGACAGCUUCCUGCGCGCAGCUGCAGCCGGGUCGCGAGAGCUCCUGCUCAGCGCCUGUGCGGCCCGUACUGCCCAGCUGCACCCGCAGGCCGAGGCACAACAGGUUUACCAAGAGCUGGCGCAGGCGCAUCUCCGAGAGUUCCUGACCCCGGAGUUCGCCACCCAGUCUCCGAAUUUUACGGCGAUGCUGGACACGGUCCUGGAUGCCGCAUACACCUUCAACGAGGAGACCCUGCCCGUGCCGGAGGAAGGCCCUGAGCAAGAAGAGGCUGAUGAGCUCCGGCUCGUGGGCUCGGAGCACGCGGAGCACGCACAUGGCGAUGUCGUCACCGUCGCCUCGGCCGCAGACGAACUGCCCGGACCCCAAGAACUGAGCUACUGUACCCGUGCUUGUACUCCGAAGCCUUUCCCGAAGCUUCCUGUGCUUUGCUUGCCGAGGCCCGCCAAGACACCCUUUGCGGCAAACAGCACCUUCAGUACUACAUCUUUGGAAAACCGGGCAUUCCUGAUGGACUCUCUGGACUUUGGCCUAUUCUCAGCGGCACCUCGUUUCGGCCAGCUUGCACGCCAGAGCAUUCCAGUCAUCUGGGUGAGCCUGGUGUCUUUAUGGCCUGGGCUGCUGUCCAGCUUCCUUCAGAUGAUCUGGUGCGUGCCAGUUCCGGAAGACGAUGUCAUCGUGAACCGACUGCUGCCCAACCCCUCCGUCAUUUGCUGGUCCGACGAGCACCUGGUUUCUGCUCGCUUCGCCAUCGCUGGACUCUUUUUUUGGUGCCUGGGCAUACCGAUUGCACUGGCCACCUUAUUGCUGCGCCUCCCCGAUAGACACGCUCCUGACAACUUCAGGCGAUUCGGCUAUUUCUUCCAGGGCCUGGAGCGACAGUUUUGGUGGUGGGAUCUCCUCGUCAAGCGCUUCGACGUGGCCUCAGACCUGGGGCUGAUGAUGCUCGUCGCCUACACUUCAGUUGUGCCCGAUCCCGCGGCGAAACUCGCUAUCUUCCCUGUCCUCUCGGGAUUCCAGGCGUUGCUGGUAGCGUGCGUCCGGCCCUAUACAAACGAUCAAGCUGAGAUACUGGAUGUCUUGGAGGCCAUCGGGGUGUUUCUGCUGCUCAUCCGUGCUUUGAAGGGUUUGCCGAGUGCUUCCGCACAGGUGACCCUGUGCUCAAUCCGGUUUCUGCUCUUCAGUGGAGUGGCGAUGCUUCUCAACCUGGAGACGUCGACACAGACGGUUCACUUGGUGGCCUACCUCCUCUUGCUGGUCUUGGUGCUUGGCUGUAUGGACUUCUUCGCCCACUUCGCGGCGCAGGUCGGCAAGAGUUUUGUGUUCUCAACAGGCACUUGCAUACUUCGUCACGAUCGUAUUCUAUUGUCAGUUACGGCUGUUGCGCUAGUAUUCGUUACGAGUACUACUGCAGUACAUACAGACUACACAGCCGCAAAAUGCUACAGGCUGUUGCAUGCUCUUUCCUUUCUCAUCAUUAUCUCUGUUACUAUCAUGAAUCAUGAUCGGCAUGGCAUCUUGGCACAGUUUCGUAUCGCUCUUGCAAAGACCAUCAGGAGUGGAGGUUGUGGUUACAGCUCCUAUAUAUGA